Salvia hispanica is the source of this 585-nucleotide messenger RNA. NCBI's taxonomy places the organism in Eukaryota, Viridiplantae, Streptophyta, Magnoliopsida, Lamiales, Lamiaceae. The record is from RefSeq and is a predicted model, not a curated record.
AUGUGUUACUGCAAGUGGGAUGUUUGGGAUGAUUAUUUGAAGAGCCAUCCAGAUUGUACUUUCAUGAAAAACAAGUCUUUCCCUUACUUUGAUCAACUAUCAAUUGUAUGGGGUAAAGAUAGAGCUGCUGGAUUACAUGCUGAAGUUCCAGUAGAUGUAGUCGAGGAAUUAGAUAGAGAAGAAAAUGUAGAUCAAGUAGAUGGAGAAUCUGGUGAAGAUGGUGUACCUUCAUUAACUACACCUCGCGACGAAGGAACUUCAAAAAGACUUGAUCGUAAGAGGAGAAGAAGUUCAGAUGGUUUCAUAUCAAGUUUGGAGCGAAUGACUAAUGUGCUUGCUGCGCAUAUGGAUAAGUCGAAUGAUCAAAUGAACAAGAUUCUGGAAAGUGUUACCGGAGGUGACAAAGAGAAAAAAGACAAUCGUCGUAUGCUUUAUGAGAAAUUGCAAGAGAUUGAAGCGUUAACUGAUUCUCAGAGACAAAAAGCUGCAAUGAAACUUGUUCGAGAUCCUGAUUUAUUAGAUUACUUUUUCACUCUUCACGAUGAAGGGACGAAAAAGAUGUUUCUAAUAGAACUAUUAGGAUGA